Messenger RNA from Penicillium lagena, 927 nucleotides. RefSeq lists its product as uncharacterized. Gene Ontology annotation, molecular function: hydrolase activity. The record is from RefSeq and is a predicted model, not a curated record. The coding region runs from base 1 to 927 and encodes 308 amino acids. The transcript is spliced from 5 exons. Lineage: Eukaryota; Fungi; Ascomycota; Eurotiomycetes; Eurotiales; Aspergillaceae.
AUGUUGGAAAUGGAAGAAGCUUUAAAGUACGUGCUCGUCCGAAAUGCCUUUUCUUUGCCGGUCAUCGAGCGGUACAAAGAGGUUAUCCGUUCAGAGAACCAGUCUGAAGUAAUCGAACACCUCCCCUGCGGACCCUCUGUUGGGUGGUUCGGUGCCAAAUCUGCUAAGAAGGUGCUUGCUUAUAUCCAUGGCGGCGGCCUCGUGAUGAAUGGCUCCGUAAUGCAAGUGGGGUUGGCCUAUAAUGCAUACAAGCUUCGGGGUCCUGACAAGGAUACAGCGGUGGCAUUACUGGCAUACGAUACCUGUCCUGUAGCACCCUACCCCACACAACUAAGGCAAACUGUCGCUUUCAUACAGCACUUGUUGAAGGACCACGAUCCUGAAGAUAUCGAGUUGUUCGGGGAGAGUGCUGGUGGGACACUGAUUCUAGCUCUCCUCCUCCAUUUUUCUCACCCACAUCCGGCGGUCGCACCGUUCUCUUUACCAUCCGGCCACCGGCUAGGACGGACACUACUCAUCUCUCCGUCUGCGCCGGUAGUGACAUCAGCAGCAUCUAUGACUGAGAAUAUUGGCAAAGACACUAUUACUCCUGAUAUGCUUUCGAAUUUGUGGGCCGCGAUUGAAGCUCACCACGAUCCUGAGGUCGAACUAGUCAAUCAUUGGCUAACACCGGCUAUUGUAUUGGAUAAGAGCUGGUAUGAAGACUUGCCGAUUGGAGGGAUCACAAUCCUCAUUGGGGCGUUGGAGCUCCUGCGGGACGAUAUAAUUAAGGUUGCAGGUGUCAUCAAGGAGAAACAUACAAGCAGCGUCGACAUCCAGAUAUUCCCCAAUGCGGGACACUGCCUCUUUCUUGUGGAGAAGAUGUUGGAUUUACCACGUUCUGAUUACUCAUUAGCCAUUGAUAGGUGGAUUGGCGAAGCGCACUAA